AUGGGUGGCGCUUCAAAAACGAAGCAUGGUAAACAAUACAGGGCGCCCGUUGAUCAGGCGCGCAAGCAAGAACGGAUGCGUGUGAUCAAGAAAAACAAGAAGGAACGACAACAGGUUCGUGUCGCAAUCGCAAAACACACCGAGGUGGCUAGUAACCUCAGGAAGUCACUGAACCUUGAACGACAAAUACUCGGUCUCGAUGAAAGGCAGUUUGCGAUUGAAGUGCUCAAAAAGAAGCAGAAGGCUAUUAUGGAUGCCAUCGACAAGCGGAGGACGGUUUUGACCAAUUCCAAGGACGAAAUGGAAAUCGCGAAGCUCAACGAGGCGAUGAAGACAUACCACGCGCAAGUGGCUAGCAUAAAACGCUUGGCAGAGCAAGAAAAGAUGGCACGGUCGGUGGAUCCUAAUGCUAUCCCCUUGCCCGACGGUGAUCUAAAAGAGGGAGCCGAUCGUCAACUGCAACUUAUGGGCCCUAGGGUCUACGAACAGUCAUCGAGAAGGGAGGAACGUAGCGUCCGUUUCAAGCUGCCUCGCGAUCGGAAGAAGCCGCCGGGUCCACCAUGUGGCCCGGCUCCAGACUUGAGUGCUAGUGAGGACGAGAUGGUCAACGAUGAUUUUGAUGUUGAAGACACGGAUCUGGGACCUGUGCCGAUUCCCGAGGAAUUGGGUCACGCCCCUGGAUUUGGCAUCCCACUUCCGAACUUCAGCGCCCAUCCAUUGCUGAGACCCACAAUUCCGAAAAUGGUCGCCCCUCCACUAUUCCAACCACCACAAAUCGUUGCCGGGCCCCCGUCGACUCUUCCCGACCACGCAACGAUUUCCAGUGCCCCGCAGAUCCGGUCGCGGAUGCAGAGCGGUAUCGGCCCGGUUCAGCCGACAACACUGGUCGGAGCGCCGCAACUGCGAGAUCUGCGUCAAGAGGCGGCUAAGUUCGUUCCAGCCGUGCUCAAGAAGAAACCGCACAUGGCUACGAAUCAUCUCCCCAUCCAGGUUCAACAGAAGGCCUUCAAACCGGCGAAACCAGCGAAGCAGCCCGUAUCCAAGUCGACGGACGAUGCGUACAACGAAUUCAUGCGAGAAAUGGAAGGACUUCUU
Messenger RNA from Mesorhabditis spiculigera, 1095 nucleotides. The record is from the annotation of a GenBank genome assembly. NCBI's taxonomy places the organism in Eukaryota, Metazoa, Nematoda, Chromadorea, Rhabditida, Rhabditidae.